CGCAGCUGGUUCACUUCUGGCUUCGUGGCUCAUUGAAUCGAUGAGGCAUCCUAUAUUUGUCGAUAACGCUAAACUGCACAAGCGGGGAAAUGUCGUACUUAUUAGCCACACUUGCGGCUGUUUUGCUGCUGACUUCAGAGGCUUCCGGGAAAACUGUUACGGGACUUUUUAAGAGCGAAGCGGCGAGGCAGCAGAAGGGCCAGUUCAUCACUAAAUUCAUGUACCAAGCUGGCAGUGGUCUGCUGGUGUGCCGGGUGGACAGCUCAACGCUGGCUAAAGAGAGAGAGUCCAGACUGCUGCUGUAUCAGGAUAUGGACUCGGAGCUGGACAACCUCAGCUGCUCCGAGAGGCUUGCCAAAGCCGACGUGACCAUUACACUCAGUCAAGAAGAGCACAACCAGACGAUCCCUCGGCAGUCUUCACCCACAGCCUGGCAGAUCCUGUAUGCUGACAGAUAUACAUGUCAGGAAAACGUAUUGAUUGCCGGCCAUCCUGAUCUUGAUUUCACUGUCCUGCUGUUUAAUGCCGACUCGGCUGGAAACCCUCUGGAGCAUUUCAGUGCAGAGGAGGCAGGCCUCCACAGUUUUUACUUCCUCCUGCUGCUGGCCUACUUCAUCGCCUGCUGCAUCUACAUCCAGCCUCUGUACCAGGCUCUGAGGAAAGGAGGACCCAUGCACACUGUCCUCAAAGUAUUGACUACAGCGCUGGCUUUACAGGGCUGCUCUGCGCUCUGCAACUACAUCCACCUGGCCAGGUAUUCCAGAGAUGGAAUCGGUCUUCCACUGAUGGGCAGCCUGGCUGAGUUCUGGGAUAUGGUGUCCCAGGUGUCCAUGCUGUACAUGUUAUUGAGUCUGUGUAUGGGCUGGACUCUGAGCCGAGGCAGGAAGCCUCAGUCCAGACCUCUGCAGUGGGAACAGUCUCCGGCCUCCACGGCUGUAGCUGUUGGUGGAGUUAUUACACAGGCGGUGCUGCUGCUGUGGGAGCAGUAUUCAGAGUCGGAGAGUGAACACCACAGCUAUCACGCCCAGCAGAGUGUGGCCGGCCUCCUCCUCAUGGCUCUGAGAGUGGGCCUGGCCCUCCUGCUGGCCUCCAUCCUCUACCAGAUCAUCUCCACCGAGAGGAGCACCCUAAAGAGAGACUUCUACCUCAGCUUUGCCAAGGGAUGCUUCCUGUGGUUCCUCUGUCAUCCCAUCCUCGUCCUCAUGUCUGUGAUCUUCAACGAGCAUCAGAAGGAAAAGGUGGUGACCAUGGGGGUGAUCCUCUGCCAGUCCAUCUCCAUGGUCAUCCUCUACCAGCUCUUCCUGUCUCGCUCUCUUUACUGGGAGGUGUCCUCUCUUUCCUCAGUCUCCCUGCCCCUCACCAUGUCCAGAACGAAUCACAGGGCGCGCUACUGAGCAUGUACACCAUCACAAUUUUCCUAAUAAUGAUUAUCACGAGCUAAGGGUGGAUGUGCCAUGCUGCUGUGACGCUUCUCCUCAAAAAAAUGUGCUCAGACGCUGCAGGGACUGAUUUUCUUUGCAGUUAACUGUUUCCUGGGAGAACUUCUGUAGUUACUAGGAAGCAAGUUACCAAGAAAUCAUUGAAAGAGGGUGAACAGAGGAUGAUAUAUGUACAACAACAGCCUACCUCUAGUUUUAAGUGAUUUUUGACUGGAGCCAGCAUGAGCACUGCUGAACAAGAGGAGGAGAGAACUGGCUGUCAGGCCGUUUCUUUGGUUCUCCAUGACGCCAGCCAAAAUACCACUGAAACAAAAGAAAAACGAGGACGGAUGAAGACAGCCGGCCAGGAUUGAGAUUAAGUAUGCAUCACCUAGAGACGCAGAUGUGAGGAAAGAAAAAGGAAGUGAAGAUUUACUCCUCACAGGGCCGAAUGUGGAGAUGGCUGCCCAGGCCUCACAGACGCGGGCCAAGAUUAAAAUACUCGAGAGCGUUUUAUUUCUGUUCUUGGAUUUGAUUAUAACACAAACAGAAGCAUCAUCGAUUUACUAUCAAAGAAAAAACAAAGACACUACUAUUUAGGUCUGGAUUCAAGAAGCCUUUGUCUCAUUGAGCUUUCCCUGCUCAUUAAAGCUGCAACGACUUGGAUCAAAGCCACGAAGGAUGGAAAAGUCUCAGUUUGUGUCUGAGGCUGGCGCUUUAUAUCAGAUUAAUGAUAACCCCAUGAACAAAGCAAAAGCGAGGACAUGCUACUCUCUGGUUGACCUACGAUCUAUAGUUUCUACUUACAAACUAAGGCCUGGUUGGCUGAGCGGCCACGAAGACUCAUUGGUUUGUUUCUGGUGCAGCUCUGUGGCACGGAGGUAUUUCGAGCCACUGUUGGUUUUGGUUUUCUCAUACCAGCCAUUACAUGUGUUAGGAUUGAUCGAGAUGGGCAGACAGACGGAUGGACCAGCGGAAGUUUGAACAGAUGGAUGCAGCAUGUGUUCUGUAAAGCAAUGGAUUGUUACUCUGUUAACUGAGAAGGAUGCGUGACUUUGAUUGUGCAAAGCCAAAGUGAAGACGACGAGCCAAAACAGCAUUUACACACUAGCAUACAGCUGCACCUUAACUUGGGUGCUGAUGACUUUAUGAGCUGAGAGCAUGUGAGACUCUAAAUUGUGUAGCUUAAGAUGUGUUGCAUGGCUAACCCAUUAUUAAAAAAAAUCUUCAGUAUAAAAAAGAUCAGGAGGACCUUAAGUCUACUUGGUGGUUUCAAAUGAAUUUCACUGUGUAAAUACAUUCCAACCCCACACGUCCAUUCCUGUGUCAUCAAGUUAUUACUGUACAUGAGGCUCAUUAAAUGAGAUAUUAGUGUUAUAUAAGAGCCAGGCGGAACUGAACUGCACUGUCACAUAGGACAAGUCCCACUUAGCAAACUGACAGCUAAUAUAUUUAUUAAUCAGCUAUUUAUUUCAAGAUCAGCACGUUAUAAAGAAGCUUUGGUUGGAGUUUCAUGUUUGGUAUGUUUUUGCUGAUUCUUUUUUUGUCUCCUAAAUCAUAAAUUGAUUGUUUUUAAUUCAUUAAAAACAAAUAAUGUAUAGUGUAGCAUGAAGGUGCAGUACGUUUACCUGGAUACAGUCAAUCCAGGUCCUUCUUUUAAGAGAGAAAAGCUGGGCAGCUUUUUUAGUAGCACAGUUGAGCCAACUCCAUCUAAAACAAACACAGACAGACCUCCCAUUAUAAUUUUAAAUAUGUGCUAUAAUCCUUAUUGAAAACCAGUAUAUACUCCUCCUUAUUUAUGAAGUUCUACUUGACUAUGAGCCUGCGUGGGUUAUUUGUUAAUCCCAAAAUGUGCAACCUUGUUUAAAUCAGCAUACAGAUUGGUUUCUACUGAAAAAGUGCACGUUUUCCUUAUAUCCAUGCAUAAUUUACUGUCUGCACACAGGAUGUGAGCCAGUGCAUCCUGUAUGCAUCAUUUUGUCCUUCAAUGACAAUCUUAUUUAUGAGGCCACCAGUUAUACUGUAUACUUUAAAUGCUCAUCCUUCAGUUAGAGGCAAAGUGCAUUUUGUUUUGUAGUGUUUACAUUUCACACUUCAGUUGUCAUAUAUUAAUUUUUUACAACCUGUGUAACUAUUACACCUGUGAUCAUGACAACUGUAAUAAAAUAGA
Pelmatolapia mariae (spotted tilapia) is the source of this 3588-nucleotide messenger RNA. RefSeq names its product G protein-coupled receptor 180 (gene gpr180). The coding region runs from base 90 to 1394 and encodes 434 amino acids. The record is from RefSeq and is a predicted model, not a curated record. Gene Ontology annotation, biological process: G protein-coupled receptor signaling pathway; response to pheromone. The transcript has 10 exons. Lineage: Eukaryota; Metazoa; Chordata; Actinopteri; Cichliformes; Cichlidae.